This is a messenger RNA of Polypterus senegalus (gray bichir), 1393 nucleotides long. It is a transcript of the gene tmem235b, whose product is annotated as transmembrane protein 235b. The record is from RefSeq and is a predicted model, not a curated record. The coding region runs from base 79 to 681 and encodes 200 amino acids. The transcript is spliced from 4 exons. Lineage: Eukaryota; Metazoa; Chordata; Cladistia; Polypteriformes; Polypteridae. Gene Ontology annotation, cellular component: apical plasma membrane.
CAGAGAGACUGUCAUUCGCGCGGGUCUCCACCGUUUGUUGGUUCUCUUUUGGGGCUGCGGUCCGCCGGGCUCGCGGAGAUGAAAGGUCGCUUGGGUGUGGUGGUGCUGCUUGCCGGAUUAAGCGGCAUCGGCAGCUUCAGUUUCCUUGCCACCGCUAUCUGGAGCGAAUACUGGUACAUAAUUCAAGUGAACAAGCCAAACAUUACCGAUUCGGGUGAACUGGACUCUCAUUCCGGACUCUGGAACAAUUGUGAAGGCAAGAAUGCUUGUCAACCUCUCAUCUGUCCUUUCUCUGCAAAUACUACAAACUUACCUGAUCCUUGGAAACUUUUAAUUACAAUGCGUAAAGCAAUUGUCAUCCUUCUGCCACUCAGCCUCAUCUUGCUUGUGUUUGGAGGGAUUUUUGGUCUUGUUGGAUUUCUUUCAAAGAGUUUUAUCCUGUUGGUGGUCACUGGCUCCUAUUUCAUCAUUUGUAGUCUCUUCACUCUCUCCGGUGUCUCCAUUUAUAUCGCCUACUCCCAGCUGGCCUAUCAAGAAUCAGUACGCACCUUCGGUCCUCAGCGGUUCGCUUAUGUCAGCAUCAGUUUUGGCUGGUCGUUGGCUGUAGCCUGGCUGUCCUUUGCCAUGGAGGUCGUCACAGGGUUGUUACUGCUUAUGGCUGCAAAAAUCACCAGCCCUUAAAACUGUACUUCGUUCCAUCAAAAACUGGGGAUGAGCUUUCUGAAGACUUGAAUAUUUUGCCACAUUUGUGUUCAUGUAAACAUUAACAGUUCUGAGAUAUAUUUUGCUGCAUGUUACUCAGUUUCAUUUGGCAAUCAAAAGGUUUGUCAUGCAAAGCCGCACUCUCCUCUCCUCUCCUCUCUGAUCACUUGAGACUGGCAGUGAUUUGACAGGUCACUUAUUAUGAUAGCACAAUGAGGAGCUGAAAAAGACGUUAUUUUAUAGUGAUCCUGUUCUUAAUGGAAUAAUAGAAACUGAAAGGACUAUUUGCAUAGAUACAAGAUGACUUUAUGUGCCAAAGUGAAAUGCGCUAUACCUAUGUGCUGUUACUGUACUCCUUUACAUUUCAGGCUGCCUAUGUGAUUCUUUAAGCUUUGCCAAUUACAGAAAAGGGGUUUUAGAAAUUUUGAAAUGGUUUCUAAUUACAUUGAGGUACAGAAAAUACUCUGGGGUGUUUGCUUAUGAUAAAUUACGCUUAGUGAUAGCGGGUUAACUGUUAAUGCUUCAAUGCUGUAUACGUCAAUUGACUAUAAAAUGGACCAGUAGUGGCAUGUUACUGGUGUCUUAGAUGACUGAAGUAUCCUCUAUGGCAGGGGUCGCCAUCUCCAGUCCUGGAGGAUCACCGUGGCUGCAGGUUUUCAUUCUAACCCUUAUCUUAAUGAGUGACCUGUUU